This is a messenger RNA of Oenanthe melanoleuca, 5798 nucleotides long. RefSeq names its product junctional adhesion molecule 2 (gene JAM2). Gene Ontology annotation, cellular component: tight junction; cell surface; protein complex involved in cell adhesion. NCBI's taxonomy places the organism in Eukaryota, Metazoa, Chordata, Aves, Passeriformes, Muscicapidae. The record is from RefSeq and is a predicted model, not a curated record. Bases 880 to 2106 code for a protein of 408 amino acids. Gene Ontology annotation, biological process: leukocyte tethering or rolling. The transcript has 10 exons.
CAUAGUCUGACUAAAUAGUAAAGCAGUCCUACUGAAAUCAAUGAGCUUUUGGACAUGCCUAAAGCUAUGAUAUGCUGGGACACACAAAAAACUUUUCUGUUUUCAAUGGGACAGUUUUGAUUUUUUUAAAUGUAAUAUAUAUUGGACAUACAUACAUACAUGCAUACAUAUAUGUAUACAGAUUUUUUAAAAGAAAUAUUACUUGUGUCCUGUAUACAUUUUUUCCACGUGAAAAAUAAACUUAGAAGAUUUUGCUGUGAAGAGUAUCGUGGCAUCCUACUUCCUUGCUCUCCAUUAAAAUAGCAGUUAGAGAUUUUAUUUAUAAAUGAUCUUUACUCAUUUUGUUGCCCUCUAACAAAAUAUAGCCGACAGUGCUGCUCUGAUUACCAAAAAGAAAAUACUUGUGAUACUUUUCUUGUUAUAGAACUGCUUUACAUCAGUGGUAAUGCAUUUUUAAGAUGUCAUUGGAAACUACUCAGAUACACUAUUAACUGUUACAAUGAGUAAUUUUCCUCGAUUCAUAAAUUUAAAGGGCCAUUACACCACCUGUAUAUUUAACCAAAAACUCUCCCAGUCUGGUAUAAAAUAAUAACAUAAAAGCUUUUGAAGGUCACCGUGAGACUCAUCUCCUGCUGUAGGUGGGAUUUUGUCCAGUCCAGCUGUACAGACAGACACAAGGAGUCACUGUGACUUCUUUCGCCUUAAAACAGCGCCUCGCCCUCACAUGACUUUUUUGUUAGCCGGAAUAUCCAAAUGUUUGUUCCGUGAUUUCACCCCAUUAUCCCCACUUCUACCCUGGGGAAACGCGCCAACAGGGACAACGCUCUUCUUUGAGAAAUUAAACCUUUUCCUAACGAAAAGUUUAUUCUGUUGCAACAAAUGUCCUUGAGCUUACGAAGAUGUCCCAGCUUAAAAACAAACAAACAGAUGAACAAAGCGGAGAGGAGAGCCGCUGGACCCGACACAAAACAGCCCCCGGGACGCGGGGGCACUGCGGGGGCGGCGGAGGAGAGGGAUGCUCCGGAAUCUGUGCCCGCUCCGAGGCGGGCGGGCGGGCGGCCAGGGCACAUCCCCUGCGCUCGGAGCGAGCGGGGAGCCGCCUCCUCGGACGCGUUAAAAGUUUGGGGCGGCUCCGGGCUCCGAGGAGACGGAGCACGUCCGCGCCCCGCGGCAGCUCGGCGGGCGCUGAGCCCCCGGCCCGCCGGGCACCGCCCCGCGAAGAUGGCGAGCCGCAGCCUGCGCCUGCUGCUCCUCGGCCUGGGGCUCCUGAGCUAUCCUGAUGUGUCUGGAAUCUCCAUUGAAACAGAUAUCAAAAAUGUAAAAGCAGAGGAGUUUAAAGAGGCAAUUCUUAGUUGCAAACACAAAUUUUCAAAAGGGAUGAGUUUAAGAAUAGAGUGGAAGAAAAUCCAAUCUCAAGGAGUCUCAUUUGUCUACUACAAUAGUGAAUUUACAGGUGAUCUUCGAGGCCGAGCAGAGAUGCUGAAUACAGGAAUCCGAAUCAGGAAUGUGACAAGAAGGGAUUCUGGGACCUACCGCUGUGAAAUCAGUGCCAAGAGUGAAGAGGGGCAGCACCUGGGAGAGGCUACUAUUACUCUCACAGUAUUGGUUGCUCCGACCACUCCAGUGUGUGAGGUGCCCAGCUCUGCCAUGACAGGAACAGUGGUGCAGAUGAGCUGCAAGGAAACUGAGGGCUCCCCUCCAUCUGAGUACCAGUGGUACAAGAAUGGUGUUGCCUUGCUGGAGAAGACAGGAACAGGCAGUGCUAGAGCAGCAAACAUAACGUACACCAUGAACAAAAAGUCUGGCACGCUGCUGUUUAAUACAGUUACAAAGAAUGACACUGGAGAGUAUUUCUGUGAAGCCUCCAAUGGGAUUGGAUUAUCUCAGAAAUGCUCAGUGAAGAGAAUGCAAGUUGAUGACCUUAAUGUAAGUGGCAUCAUUGUGGCUGUAGUGUUUGUGGCUCUGGUGAUGGUACUGUGUGGCCUUGGAGUAUUCUAUGCCCAAAAAAAGGGCUACUUUGCAAAGGAAAGCUCUUCCCAAAAGAAGACGAACUAUCAAUCUACAAGUGAAAAGGAUUUCAAGCAUACCAAGUCCUUUGUUAUUUAGAAGAUUUCAGCCUCUGUGAGGGACAUCAAAUGACUACUUGUUAUACAAAAGUACCAGUGUCCUGGUUUCAGCUGGGAUAAUUUUCUUCAUAGUAGCUGUGUUUUGGAUUUAAUAUGAGAAUAAAGUUGAUAACACACUGAUGUUUUAGUUGCUGCUGAGUAGUGCUUUCUCCAAGUCAAGGAAUCCUCAUAUUCCCAUGAUCUUCCAGUGAGGAGGUGCAAAAGAAGCAGGGACAGAGCUCAGCUGGGCCAGCUGAUCUGAGCUAUCCAAAGGAAUAUGCAUAGAAUCACAGAAUCAUAGAAUAAACUAAGUUGGAAGAGACCCAUCAGGAUCAUGAAGUCAAACUCCUGGCCCUGCCCAGGACACCCCAAAAAAUCACACCAUGUGCCUGAGAACGUUGUCCAAACACUUUGGAGCUCAAACAGGCUUGGUGCUUGGUGAUCACCUCCACACCAGAACAUCAUGCCCAGUAUUUAAAUUGGGGAAGUUGGCCAGGAGGAGUCAACUGCUGCUCAGGAGCAGGCUGGGCAUUGGUCAGUGGGUGGUGAGAAACAGUUGUGCAUCACUUGUCUUUCUUGGGCUUUACUCCUCUCUCUCCUUUUUUACUCUAUUGUUGUUAUUGUUAUCAUUACUAUUAUUAGUAUCUUACUUUAUUUUGUUUCAGUUAUUAAACUGUUGUUCUCUCAACCCACUAAUUUUACUUUUCUUUCCCAGUUCUCCCACUGGGCUGGGGUGGGCACAGUGAGCAAGCAGCCACAUGGGGAUGAGCUGCUGGCAGUCCUUUUUUGCACCCAACAUGGGACUCAAAAGGUUGAGAUAAAAACAGAUCUGACUAGAGCAUGUUAAACAGGUUUGUUAUAAGCCUUCAUUGUAUUGGUUUAAUAGUUGCUGGUCACCAUAAUGAUUCAUUUGCUCUAGGCCUGGGCUAAGGUCAUCACUGUUGUUCUGUGUUGUACUGGCUUGUGAUAUGAUAGAACAGCUGGUCAUGAGCCUGCCUGGCGUGUGUCCCUGCCGUCCUUUGGGAGCCAUCUGGUGGAAGCUAUCCACAGUUACAUCUACUGCCUUUUACCCUCAUACAGCCAACCCAUAGCAAAAACACCUUCCUUCCCCCCCAGGAUGAUUACAGUAGCAUUUGAAAAUUUUAAAGACUUUGCAUAUCCUGUGACUACUCUUGAAACCAGCCUGGCCCUUUUGGUAACAAUCAGUAUGUUGUUGCAUAUGGUUCAGGCCUUCUUUAGGGUUAAGAAAUUAUCUGUGCCUACCAAAACCCCACCAACACAUACUGUGCCUACACAAACCAGUGACGGGCCAACAAGAGGCAACCACUCAAUCCUUAUUCCUGAGUGAGCUGUGGGACAUACAUAAAUAUUCCAGCAUACUACCACCUGGCUGCUCCAAUGCUGGGAUAAUGGAGCUAAUGGAUUGGAAUUAGAAGGUAGGAAUCACUUUCCAAGAAAGCAGGCAUUAACAAGGUGAUUGCAAGAGAGACACAAGUCCUCAGCCUCUGGAAGUGACUCCUGUCAAACCUGUAGGAAAGGUAUCCUUCCAACAAGAAUGAUGUUAGAUGUCACCAUGCAAGUGGAAAGAUAUCCAAAUACUUGAGGGAAUUAGCUGUGCUAGAUUAUUUAUUUUGAGCUACCUGGACAAUACAAGAUUCCUCACAGAUCCAGACCAAUUCCUCUGCACAUGACCCAUGUGGUGGAAGUUUGUAGAGGUAUCAAGAGUAUACACCAACCCUCUGGCAUCAUUAACUGGAAUGACAUCACACCACCAUCUGUGGAUUCAGUGGUUUGCAAUCUCUGGGAAUUUGAAGACAACCUCUCUACUUCUGUCAUUUCAUCUGUGGAGAAACUAUCAGAUAAACUGUUCAAGCAGUUUCAGCAGUUCAAAGAGGAUAUGUUCUAUUCCCGACCUCGACAGACCCAUGCUAAUGGCAGGAAGUGUUGGCUCAAGAGGGAGGAUAUGGAAGGUACACGCCAUGGGAUACCCUGUGGGUUUAGCUGAGAGACCACAGAGGGGGCACGAAGACUUGACCUUGACCAAGAAUCUACCUUGACCCUAGAGACAUGGGUAUAUUAAUUGUAAGGAAAACAAUCAAAUGGGGGUUCUUCCAGGAAAGCUAGUCCUGUCUCCAGUAGAUGGAUUCCCAGGCAGAGUGGAAGGGCUGAAUUUACUCCUGAUCCUAUGGAAAGAAAUUCUAAUCAAUUUCUUCAGAAACUAAGCUCUCUUAGAUGUUGUAGGUUUUUUGAAAAUACAUAUUCCAAAUUAGUCUGAUUGUAAGCCCUGUUUAUCAAGUGACUCAGAAGAACGAUUUCAUAUGGGGCCCUGGGCAACACCAAGCCUUUGAACAGAUCAAACUAGAAAUACUUGGACAGCACUCAUAGACGCUUGGACCAAAGAAUAUGGCAUUUAGUGGGUAUAUUGUAUCAUAUCAGCUGAGAAAACCAAAUGAUCCAAUGGACUGUUAGACUGCACUGAGAGCAGUGGGCAGGGGGAAACCUUCAAACACUGGGAUGCACAUUGGCAAAGGCCACCUGAUCAGUCAGCCAAGAUCUGCCAAGUGGGCUGGCCCUGCCCAAUCAAAACUUUUACUGUAGAAGGCAAUAAAGUUCCUGUAGUGCACAUGAAAAAUUGCUGCAGAAGAGUCUGGGUUAUUCCUGCCUUGGGCAAAGGCAAACUCAUCUGUGGGACUGUUUUUGCUCAAGGACCUGGGAACACUUGGCAACAUGGAGAAUGGGCAAGUCUGGUUUGUGCAGAGUGGAUUUGAUUGAAUAGCCAGUGAAUUGUGUGAUGUUAAUUGCUGUAUAAUGAUGUGUAUUAACACUUCUGUCAGCCCACCAUGGCACUGGGCACUGCAUGGUGCCUGUCUCCACCCCUCCAGCGUUGGGGAUCUGAACCCAGCUCUCCUUCAACUGCCACGAUAAGAAUGAACUUCGAUGUAACUGGACAAGCAGAGCAGUGAUGAAAUCAGAACUGACUUCAACAUGCAAAGUCCAACACCAGACACUCUCUUUCCUGUCCUGAAAGACUGGCACAAGCCAAAAGUCAUGGUCUAAAUGAAUUCAGCAGACUUCUACGGGGAUUGUCUAUAGAAAAAGGAACUGCUGUGUGUGCAUCUAUGAAAAGAUGGGAAAAGUGGGGGUGUAUCAGAAAGUGUGGCUCUGGCAUUACACAAAUGGUAUGGAAUAAGCAGCUGAUGCUUUCCAGGUUUCAGCUGGGAGUUAAUUUUCUUCCCAGUAGCUGGUACAGAGCUGGAUUUUUUAAAUUAGUAUGAGAAUGAUGUCAAUAACAUGCUAAUGUUUCAGUUGCUGCUCUGCAGUACUUACCCUGAGUUAGAGACUUUUCAGUGUCUGAUGCUCUGCCAGUGAGGUGCUCAAGCCAUGAGGGAACAGGGCCAGGACCCUGAGCUGAACUGGCCAAAGGGAUAUAUAACAUCAUGCCUAGUACACAAACUGGGGAAGUUGGCUGGGAGGAGCCAUUUGCUGCUGGGGAACAGGCUGGACAUCAGUCAGCAAGCAGUGAUGAGGACUUGUGCUGUGUAUCACUUGUGCUUCUCAGGUUCUCUCUCUCUCCUUCCUUCAUUAUACCUUUGGUCCAAUUAUUUAACUGCUUUAUCUCAACCCAUGAGUUUUAUUUCCAAUUCCCUUCGCUACAGUAGGAAGAGGGGACAGAGAGUGAGCCAGAGACUAUGG